CAUAAAAAGACAAGAUACAUUCGUCCAGAAUCAUAAGGUUCCAAUGGCAGAUUCAUCCAGCGACUCUGAUAACAUUCGUCAUAGAAUUGGAAGAAGGGGUCCUAUAAGAGCAACGAGAAUCCGAAAUCAUGGAACUGAAGAUGUUGCAGAGAAGAUUCACACUUUAGCAAAUACUUUGCAGGAUGCAAACUGGAAUUUAAGACAUGUGGAUCAGAUGUUGGGCCAAUAUCGAGAGUAUAACAAUGAGCAGGCAGAAACCAUUGCAAAUCUUAAAGAAACUUUGGAAGAGUCCGUGGGCCAUCUGAAGAACCAACGCUUAUUGAGAAAUUCUGGAGUAAGAAGCGCAUCUCUUUCAAGCUUGUAUGCGAGUGACCUGGAUGGUGGAUCUCCAGAAGUUCAUCAUGUCAAGCCUACCUCUCCUCUCAGAGAUUACAGUGCAACACUAGGUAUCAGGCAGCGACGGUCUAGAUCUGCUGUUCGAUUUGUUGAUCAGCGAGGUAAAUUGGACCAGCUCCAUUCUUUACACCAGUCACUUAGAGAUGUCAGCAGUGAACAAAUUCGCUUAGGAGAAGACCUCACCAGAGAACUUUCAAGAAGAAAUCGAAGUGAUGCUGAAAUUAAAAAAAAAUUAGAAGAUAUAUCUGGCAGACUUGAUGAAUCGCAAAGACAGGAAACGGUAUCAGAGAGGGUGGAGAGAAGACUCCAAGAGAUCGAACGAGAAAUCCGAUCAGAAAGGCAAUUGGUAGAAAGACGCCAAGACCAACUGGGACACAUGUCUGUGCACCUGCAGGAAGCUUUAAAGCAACAAGAUGCUAAAGGCAAUGGAACGGAAAUUGUCUUGAAAAAUAGAAUUGCAAAAAUGGAAGAUGAAAAAAGCAAACUUGAACAGGUUUUGGAGCAUUCCCAGAGGAAACUGGAUCAUUCAGAAAGUAAUAGAGAAAUUCUUCUCCACCAGAUUGAAGAUCUUCGUUCCCAACUUCUUAGAGCAGAAGAGGACCGUUCGACUCUGCAACAUCAAAUAUCUCAGGUUUCUAAGCAUCACCAAAGCCAUCUAAAUGAGCAGCAGGAUGACAGGAGGAAGCAAAAAGUUGUUGAGAGGUCUGAUCCCGAGAAGCAAGAGAUGGAGAAACAGAUCUGGGAAUUAAGAGCACAAUUAAACCACAGUGCUGUAAUGUCAGAGAUAGAGGAGCUUCAGCGAUGCGUUGAGCGCAAAGACAAAGAGAAAUUGCAACUUGUGAUGCAAAUGGAGGCUUUAACAGCUGACUUGGAAAAGAGGGACAACCAGCAGCAAAGGAUGAUGAGCCAACUGAAAGAGAUACAGAGCAACUAUAAAAUCUGCGAAAAUGAGUGCAGAGCUGCAGAAUUACAGGUUACAGAGCUAGGUCAGCAACUAGAAGAAUCGAUCAAGGAAGCAGAGAAGUACCUAGCUGAAUUCAAACAAUCUGAAGUACUAAGGCUAGAGACUGAGAAGAAAAAGGAAGAGUUAAAACUCAAAGCUCAGGAAUCAAUUCGAUGCUGGAAGCUAAGGUGUAAAAAACUAGAACAUGAAAAAGGAAAACAAAGUGAACUUCAUAGCCAGUUGAUGGAGAAGAACAAAUUGGUUCUUAAAGAAAAGGAUGAAUUGAAGAGCCAGCUCCUUUCAACUAUGCACCAGAUGGAAAAUCUUCAAAAGGAACUGACAGAUGUUCUUGAGAAAAGGGCCAGACAAGAAGAGGAGCUGCACUCUAAAGAAAUGAAACUCAGUGAAGCUAGAUCCUUGCAGAUGGCUUUUGAACAAGAUACCAGAGAUGUUAGAAAAACUAUGGAUAACCUUGAGAACAAACUGCAAAAGGAGAGCCUAAUACAGACUCAAAUAAGAACUGAAAAACAGCAUUUAGAGGAAGAACUUGCAAAUAUCAACGUGAUCCAUGAAAAGGAUCAAGCAAGAUUGUCAGAGAUGCAAGAGGUUAUAAAAAACUUGAGUGCUGUUCGGGCUGACUUGGCCAAUCAAGUAGCAGAAGAGAAGAAAUCCAAAAAAGAAAUGGCGAAAUUAGUGAUGGAACUUCAGAAGCAAAUAGAGUCUGUUCAGGAGGAGAUGACUACAAUCAAUAAGCAAUUGAAACUGGAAAGAGAUGUCCACAAACAGGAGCUAGGAGAACUUCAGUCAGAAUUGAAGCAGAUGAAAACUAAACAUGAUCAAAGUGUCCAAGAGAUGAUGAAGCUAUUCAACCAAGAAAAAGAGGAGGCAGUUAAUCACAUUGGAAAGUUGAAGUCAGAACUUACAGAAGAAAGAAAUUUUGUAAAAGCUCAUCGUCGGCAAGUAGAAAAAAUGAAAAUCGAAUGCGAUAAGCUGUCAUUGGAGCUAACCCACAAGGAAGAAGAAAAUGCAAAAAUUAAGCGAAAAUGCAACAUAAUAAAACAGGAAUUAGACGAAAAGAAUAAAAUAAUAAAUAGUGAAGAUGAUCACCUAAGGAGGUUGGAUGGAGAGAGGCUUCAACUUCAUGAUCAACUACAAAGUCUGAAAACUGAACAGGAAUCCAUCUACCGUAUGAUAGGAAGUGAAGUCGAUGCAACUUGUCAAGUCUUUUCAAGAGAUUCUAUGGAGAAAAUGACAACAACAUCACUUACAUCCGGGAUACUGAAUGAUCCUCAUCGCUGGUUAGCAGAGACAAAAGCAAAACUUAGAUGGCUUUGUGAAGAAGUGAAGGAGAGACAGACCAAGGAAAAGAAGCUUCGUCAUCAACUACAACAGAGCCGAGAGCAAUUAAAGCAGCUGAGCUUGAGCAAGGAGACCGAACACCAAAACCUCAUAGAUCAAAUAGAAAAGCAGGAACAACUGCUAGAAGAAGUUUAUCAAGAGAAGAAACAUCUACUGGAAAAGACUAUCAGGAAGGAAGAAGAAAUAUGUACACUUCAGGUAUUUUCAUGA
This is a messenger RNA of Thamnophis sirtalis, 2908 nucleotides long. Lineage: Eukaryota; Metazoa; Chordata; Lepidosauria; Squamata; Natricidae. The record is from RefSeq and is a predicted model, not a curated record.